AUGAUGUCCAAUUUCAAUAUAAAUACGCCGUCUCUGCUACCACAAUUUGCUCACACUUCAUCGUGUUAAAGAGUGAAAAGGCAAAUUUGGAUUCAAAGUUUUGGCGGGAAACAUGUCGAAUUCGAAACCAGUCUUUGGAUAUCACGGGCUUCGUGGGAAAUUUUGGCUUGAAAAUUCAUUUCACACCUCCAAGAUUGCACAGCCCAUAAGGUUUCAGCUUGCUUAUCUCGGCGUGGACUAUGUCGAUAAGCAAUACCCGCUAACACAAGAAGGUGCGGAGGAGUGGGCGCAGGAAAAGGAACAUCACGGUCUGGAUUUUCCUAAUCUGCCAUACUGGAAAGACGGGGAGGUUAAUAUGACAGAGUCCCGCGCAAUUUUAAAGUUCUUAGCGCGGACGGAAGGUGGCGGGAAGCUCAUUCCUACGGACGCUAGGAGCCUAGUGAACGCUGAAAUGGUGGAAGGUCUCCUUUGGGAUGUUUGGUACGGCUUGAUCUGGAGGUGUUAUUUGGACUCGGAGGACAUGAUCAACGCUUUGGCAAGAUGUCCACCAAAGCUGGAAGUGCUGAAUAAGUUUCUGGGCAACAAGAAAUGGGUUUUGGGUGACCAGAUUUCCUACGUGGACUUCAUGCUGUACGAGAUACUGCACCAGUAUUCACUCUACGAUCCGAAGUACCUCUCCCCUUGCGGAGCCCUGCUCAAGCUGAAGGCCAACUUCGAGGAGCUCCCCGCCAUCAAAAAGUACAUGGCGUCGCCGGAGUACAUCGCAGCCCCGUGUUUCCACCCCAUGUACGCGAAGCACAAGGUGGUCGGCCUCACCUGCUAAUUAGCCUAUCCCGCACGUGGAACGAAGAACACGUGACAAAUGUUCUGAGUUGAAUUAAUGCUCAGGCAACCUUCGCUGUAUUAAUUCUUUUAAAUUUUAUCAAUAAAGUGACAUUUGGCUCUAAAAUUGAGA
Molecule: messenger RNA, 955 nt
Organism: Folsomia candida
Lineage: Eukaryota; Metazoa; Arthropoda; Collembola; Entomobryomorpha; Isotomidae
Product: glutathione S-transferase Mu 1
Exons: 6
Coding region: 113-823 (236 amino acids)
Biological process (GO): glutathione metabolic process
Molecular function (GO): glutathione transferase activity
Source: RefSeq, a predicted model, not a curated record